Messenger RNA from Ilex paraguariensis (yerba mate), 1002 nucleotides. The record is from the annotation of a GenBank genome assembly. NCBI's taxonomy places the organism in Eukaryota, Viridiplantae, Streptophyta, Magnoliopsida, Aquifoliales, Aquifoliaceae.
AUGCUCUUUUGCUUAAAAGAGUUUCCUUCCCGAGAGGAGUUGAAAUAUCGCAUUAUUAUUUCAACCAAACCUCCAAAAGAGUGCGUUGAAGAUAAAAGUUUCCAGGGCAAGCAAAAUAAGUCACAGAAUUUGAAAGAUUCUGAUGAAUGUGUAUGGGGGAAGGAACAAUCAAGCCUUACAUCUGAUGACUCUGAUCAACAAAAUAAUGACAAGAGUGACAGUGAUUGGAGAAAACCCAAAGCUGGGUUAAAGGAGGCACUAAGAGUUGGAAUUGACAAAGUUAGGCAACUUAGUUUGAGUGAACAAGCACUUGAAAAUGCGGCUGAAUCCUAUGGUCUGGAUGUUGUGAGGUUCACCCAGAAGCACAUCCUCAGGGUGUACCCAAUAGGUACUCGGUUUAACUCCUCCAACUACAAUCCAAGAAUUGGUUGGAUGCAUGGAGCUCAGAUGGUUGCAUUUAACAUGCAGGGAUAUGAUAAAGCACUCUGGUUGAUGCACGGGAUGUUCAGAUCCAAUGGAAGGUGUGGUUAUGUGAAAAAACCAGAUUUCUUGACGAAUAUUGGUCCACAUAAUCAGUUGUUUAAUCCCAAGGCAAGGAUGCCUGUGAAGAAAACUUUGAAGGUGAAACUGUAUAUGGGAGAUGGAUGGCAUUUGGAUUUUAAGAAAACUCACUUUGAUUUGUAUUCACCACCUGACUCCUACACUAGGGUGGGCAUUGCUGGAGUGCCUGCUGAUGAGAUAAUGAAGAAAACAAAGAUAAAGAAGGAUAGUUGGACCCCUGUUUGGGAUGAAGAGUUUUCGUUUCCAUUGACAGUUCCUGAGCUGGCUUUACUUCGAAUUGAAGUAAAGCAGCAUGACAUAGCUGAGAAGAAUGAUUUUGCUGGCCAAACAUGCUCACCUGUUUCUGAAUUGAGGCCCGGGAUAUGCGCAGUCCCCCUGUGUGACCAAAAAGGAAAGAAGUUCAAUUCAGUGAGGCUUCUCAUGUGCUUCGAAUUUGUCUGA